AUGGCUAAAUUUCACUAUUUAGUUCCUUUGGCCCUUUUGGUGGCUAGCUUCGUACAAGCCGUGUCAGCUGGCAUUGACACUCGUUGGUAUGAUGCGCAUGCAACCUUCUAUGGUGACAUGAAUGGUGGAGAUACCAUGCAGGGUGCUUGUGGUUAUGGUAAUCUCUUAGAGCAAGGCUAUGGGCUUGCGACCGCAGCAUUAAGCACAGCCCUAUUCAACAAAGGAGUCACAUGUGGUGCAUGUUUUGAGAUAAAGUGUGUCAAUGAUCCCCAAUGGUGCAAAAAGAAUGCAGGCUCAAUAAAAAUUACUGCAACAAAUUUUUGUCCUCCCAAUUACUCCAAGCCUAAUGACAAUUGGUGCAACCCUCCACAAAGGCACUUUGACUUGUCCAUGAAAAUGUUCACCACCAUUGCUUUUUACAAAGCAGGGAUCAUUCCUGUUCAAUAUCGCCGGGUUCCAUGCACUAAAAUCGGGGGUGUCAAGUUUGAGAUAAAAGGAAAUCCUUACUCGUUGCAAGUUUUGGUGUACAAUGUUGCCAAUGCUGGUGAUGUUUCUAGUGUGAGUAUCAAAGGGUCUAAGAGUGGCUGGCUUCCUAUGUCACGCAGUUGGGGACAAAUUUGGGUUACCGGAACUAAUUUGGUGGGACAAGCCUUGUCAUUUAAGGUGACAACCAGUGAUCGUACAAUGUUGGAGUUUGAUAAUGUUGCCCCCAGCAAUUGGCGAUUCGGUCAAAGCUACGCGGCCAGGAACAAUUUUUAG
Molecule: messenger RNA, 759 nt
Organism: Gastrolobium bilobum
Lineage: Eukaryota; Viridiplantae; Streptophyta; Magnoliopsida; Fabales; Fabaceae
Product: expansin-A22-like
Exons: 2
Coding region: 1-759 (252 amino acids)
Biological process (GO): plant-type cell wall organization
Cellular component (GO): extracellular region
Source: RefSeq, a predicted model, not a curated record